This is a messenger RNA of Penicillium samsonianum, 4356 nucleotides long. RefSeq names its product WD40 repeat-like protein. Gene Ontology annotation, molecular function: protein binding. NCBI's taxonomy places the organism in Eukaryota, Fungi, Ascomycota, Eurotiomycetes, Eurotiales, Aspergillaceae. The record is from RefSeq and is a predicted model, not a curated record. Bases 1 to 4356 code for a protein of 1451 amino acids. The transcript has 3 exons.
AUGUCGUCGACCGCGCAGGCAGGCCGCCUUGCGAGACUACGUGAUAAGCUUCGAAAGUCUCGAGGGGGAAGCAAGCAAGAGACCGAGCACCAAACCGAAAACCAUCAAACACACACAUCAAAUGACAUUAUACCCGGGGCUGUUCGAGAUGCACUUACUGAAGCCACGAUUCCUACCGGCAAUGGAACAGCGCCUGUGGUAUCUCCUGGGCCUACUGUCAGCCCCGGGCUGCAGGCGAGCCAGCCAUAUUCAAGUCCUUCACGCCACAUUGUCUCUGAAGAGGUAGCCUCGAUUCACAAGGCUCUUUGGGACAAAGCCUACAGCAACCUCAUGAACGACAAGGAUAAAGCAAAGUACAUGACCAAGUACGAGGAGUUACUCUCGACGAUGUUUCAUAUCAAGGAUUUGCAAGGUGAAUCCGUUCCAAAUCUCGGAGAACACCAAAUGAACCAAAUCGUGACAGCGGGCUUGGAAAAAAUCGAAAAAUACAAAAACGCUCUUGAUCAUUCAGAAGGUACAAUUAAAACCAUCGAGGCCGUCAAGGCCAUUCUUGAUAUUCCAUUGAAAAACAUCCCACAGGCUGCCUUGCCUUGGGCGAUCAUUUCUUCAACUGUGGAAAUAUUUCUCAAGCCAGUCAAAGUCGGCGUGAGCUUGUACAACGGAGUGGGACACGUCGUUACCAGAAUCGAGUUUUACUCCGACUUCACCGACCGUCUUCUAAGUCAGGAGGGCAUCAGAGAUGGUAGCGCUUUGAUGAAAAUUCGUCAGGGAAUCGCAACGAGAAUAACUGAUCUUUAUCAACCUCUGCUCUUCUAUCAGAUCAAGAGUGUCUGCUUUUACCACAGAAAUCAAGUUGCUGUAUUGGCCCGCGGAAUACUAGACCUUGACGACUGGAAUGGUGACUUGGAAGGUAUCAAAGAUGCAGAAGACCUCCUGCUUCGAGACUCUACUCUCUAUGGUCUGGAAAAGAUAUAUGAUCAAGGGAAGAAUAUCAGCAUGGAUAAAAAAACAGAAGAGGAAUCUGAGAACUUUCUCAAGCGCCUACGCGCUAUACGACGUGUCGACCCAGCAAUUGUUGUUCAGGAUAUCCAAAUCCGGAGGGAAAAAGCCAUCAACGAGGUGUACAAAUGGAUCUUCGAAACCGAUGAGUUCAAGGCAUUUGUCAAGUGGGAAGGCCAGGAAGCACCCGGACGACUAUGGAUCAGCGGACAAGCUGGAACCGGGAAGACGAUGCUCCUAAUUGGUGCCAUCCAGGAGAUCCAGGACCGUGGUCUAUUGAACACCGGACAUGAAGAACCUCCAGCCAUUAUAUAUUUCUUCUGUCAACACACAGAUAUUAAACUGAGAAAUGGAGCGGCGGUUCUUCAGAGCUUGACGUGGAUGCUGCUUCAACAACAGCCUCACUUACUAGCACAACUUGGGGAAAGAUUCUUCGAUUCAGAGGGAAAAUUCAGCUAUGACCGGGAUUCGGUUUCCACUUGGUCUAGCAUCUUCACCAACAUGUUGAAAACAUCUGGGCGUGUGGUUAUCGCCAUUGACGCUCUUGACGAGUGUGAGGAAGAGACGAGAAAACAUCUUAAAGACUUCAUUGACGACACACUGCUCAUGAAAGAGCUAUCCCAUGUUAAGUGGUUAAUUACCAGCCGGCCCAUAUUCGAACUUGCAAGAAGCAUGCCAGACAAAAAUUUGGAAAAGCAAAACCUCCUCGCUCUCGAUGACUGCAACCUCACCCCCUAUAUCGAUGCGUAUAUCAAUCAGAAGAUGGUAGGUCUCCGACAUAACGCCAAGAACAAAAGAAGAUUGGAUAAGAUAACCGAGCAAUUGCGCGAGCGAGCAAGCAACACAUUUCUCUGGGCUUCCUUGGUUAUUCAGCGCCUCGAAGAUAAGCCUGAGGCUUCAUGGAAUCGAAUGCUCGAAGAGAUCCCUGAUGGCCUUGAUAAGUUAUACGAAUAUUUACUCACGGGAAUCGAAGAUCCAGAGUGCAAGGACGUUCUUGUUGUCACAAUGCUGGCACGUCGACCCUUGAUGCUUCGGGAAAUUGAGCAGCUCGCUGGUCUGGAAGCAGGCGUUGAUGCAGGGCGAGACUUUGUCAUUUUAUGCAAAUCUUUCCUGGCUCUUCGUGACGAGACUGUUUAUUUGAUCCAUCAAUCAGCUCAGGAUUGGCUUUUAAAAAACCGCCAACGACUUCGUGAUGCACCAUUGCAAGAUCUUCACGCAUUGAUCUUCAAGAAGUCAUUAGAAGGCCAAGGAGAACUCCUGAAAGAAAACGUGUAUGGGCUGUCACAUCAUGGCAUUCUAUCAGAAGAGGCUAAACCCCCGAAGGAGGACCCGCUGUGGCCUAUCUGCUAUAGCUGCCAGUACUGGGUGUACCAUCUUGGCGAAAGUCAAGUUUCUCCAUCCACUGAUGUGCUUGAGUUCUUACAGGCACACUUCCUUCACUGGCUAGAGGCAAUGGCUUUGUUAAAGUUAUUGCCAGAAACAGUCCAGAUUGUAGACAAGCUACAAUCAUUGGCAGCUGCUCACGCGAAGGUCGAAAUUUCUGAUUUUCUCCUUGAUGCUAAACGAUUCGUCCCGACAAGCCUCCCCGCCAUGACUGUGGCACCGUUGCAGAUCUACGUUUCCGCACUCAUAUUUGCGCCAACAGCUAGCUUAGUACGACAGACAGGGACAAUACCUGCCUGGAUUCAUACAACUCCACUUGUUGAUGAGGAGUGGGGGUCUUUGUUGCAAACCAUCGAAACUUCUUCAGAUAUGGUUCGAGUGGCGUUGUCUCCAGACAACCAGCUCGUUGGGGGGGCAGAUGGAGGAAGGGUCAGACUUUGGGACACGAAAACAGGGAUCCUCAAAAAGGAACUUGAUUGCGAGGGCCCUGGGUCUUUAUUGUGCUGCGAAUUCUCUGCUGAUGGCCAGAUGUUGGUCUCAGGAUCGUCCGAUGACAAGAUUUAUAUAUGGGAGACUGCUAAAUGGAAUCUGACACCCAUAUUGGACCACUCAUCUGGGAUUGACGCCUCGGCUGGGAUUGAAACUGCGAUUUUCUCUCCAAACAGCAGUGUGCUAGCAUGCAGCUCACCCAAUGGUAAUAUCAAUGUGUGGAUAAGGGAUACGAAUACGUGGAAUCUUAAAUGGAGUUUCCAUCACUCAGGGAACCUACUCAACCUUUCAUUCUGUCCCAAAAGCUUACUCCUUGCUGCGGGCACGCAGAAUGACGAAGUUUCCAUUUGGAACCUGGCAACCGGGGAGCUACAGCCCAUCAUUCAAUGCCCGGAGCCUUUGAAAGCUGCGAAGUUUUCGCAGGAUGAUCAGUUCUUGUUGACGCUCUCUUUUGACGGUAUCAUCUGCUUCUGGGAUACUGAUAACUGGAGUCUUAAACAGGAAUCCCAAGUCCCCGAACGCUGUUUUGACUUUGCAACUUCUCCAGACAACAAGUACCUUGCGACCAGUGGAGAGAAUAGAUCAAUCGUGGUGCGGGAGAGAAACAAGGGGACAGUUUCUCAAAUUGCACAUGGCCAUACCAACAGCAUCAGGGCUAUAACAUUCUCUUCAGACAGCAAAAUGAUGGCAACAUCGGCACAGGAUCGAACUAUCAGACUAUGGGCCAAUGCACCCGGGAAAUCAACAAAGAAUCUGGACAAACACUCCGGUUUGAUAAGUGACAUCAGAAUCUCCCCAGAUGGUUCUCUAGUAACGACAUCUGGAGGGUAUAGCGAAGUGAAAUUUUGGGACGCAAGUACAGGCCAUCUGAAAAGAACCGUGGACAAUAUGGGCGUCCUCAUCUCUACCGCUAGAAUCUCUGCGAAUAACAGGAUCUUGGCAUCGGGCUCAAGCUCGGGAACUGUGAUAGUGCGAAAUGUCCAGUCAGGAGAGCCGAUUGUUGAAAGAAAUGGGAACGGAUAUAUCGAAGGCCCACAGAAAAUCACAGACAUUCAGUUCUCUCGGAGCAGCAAGCUUUUAGGCGCCAGAACAGCCUCUGGACUCAUCGAGGUAUGGAACACAGAAACAGGGAAUCAUGUGAUGACUCAAUAUGGCGAAGAAUUCGAAGGCGAAGAACUUGCAAGAUUUCUCAAUUCACUUGAGCAGGAAAUAUGCUUGGGGGAGACAGAUGAAUUCUUCGAGGAUGAACUUCCUCUUGGGAACGUCCUAACAUCACAGCAAUGUCAAAUCUCCGUUGUGGGUAACUGGGUGAUCCUUGGAAAACAGAAAAGUAUAUGGCUACCACCAAACCAUCGCCCAUAUCGUUCAAGGGGUUGGGACCAGACAAACAAUAUUCUGGCCGUUGUAACUCCGGGAAAAUGGGCUGAGAUCUUUGCGUUCGAUCCUGUUGCAAUGUCUGCUGGACAGUUGCAAACCUUCGAGUGA